AGUUCUCCCUCCCCUACCACCCUCACCUGCUCCUCCCUGUCUUCCCUGUGUCGAGGGCGACAGCGCGCCGCUCCUCACUCCUCCUCGUUCCCUUCCACAGGGGCUCCCCUGCGGACUCUCCACCUAGACAUGUGGGGCCCCGCCCUCGUCCGGAGAUAGGGCCACGAGCGGUAAUUUCUGCUGGUUGUCGACGACUACACGCGCUACACCACGGUCUUCCUCUUACGUACCAAGGAGGUGGCAAGUUUUCCUCUGACCUCUUGGCAGCCUUCUGUGCGGACCACGACAUCCGCCAGACGUUCACUCUCCCGGCCUCUCCGCAACAGAAUGGGGUUGCUGAGCGCCGCAUUGGUCUUGUCAUGGAGGUCGCUCGUACCUCCAUGAUCCAUGCGGCUGCCCCCCAUUUCAUUUGGCCGUUUCUAGUGCAGUACGCCGCGCGUCAGCUCAACCUCUGGCCCCGAAUCUCUGUUCCGGAGACCUCGCCGACCUUGCGUUCGACGGGGGAGGUUGGUGAUGCGUUGGUGUUCCGCGUCUGGGGAUGUCGAGCCUUUGUCCGCGAUACGUCCGCGGACAAGCUCUCCUCCCGUGCCGUUCCCUGUGUCUUCCUUGGCUUUGUCCCUGACGCGCAUGGCUGGCAGUGUCCCGUCGGUAGACCCCCCUCCCUCCCCAGGGUGCUGCUCCCCUCAGGUGUUUCCCAGGUAGACUCGGUCGAGCCUAUCGAGGUAGCUGUUGACUCUGGUCCUGCGCGAGGUACUGAGUGUACUGAGCCUGGUGGUGCUGGGUCUGGGGGCACUGAGACUGGGGUUGCUGAGCCUAGGGGUGCGGAGACUGGGGGUGCUGAGCCUGGGGGUGCGGAGACUAAGGGUGCUAGACCUGGGCCUGGUGGUGCUCCCUCUUCACAGCAGCUGCGUGAGUGGUACUCUCAGCGCUACAGCCUCCGUCGUGGGGCUGCUGGAGCUGGGGGGUCGGCUGGAGUUUGGGCUAGUGGCCUCGCAGGUGUAGUGCCGCAGCCAAAGCCUCCCUCCCCUCGACGGCUACGUGAGUGGUACGCUCGGCGCUGCAGCCUCAGGAGUGGAGCUCCUAGCGUUGAGGAACCGUCGGCUGGAGGCCCUACUCCUGGAGGUGCUGCUGGUCCUACUAGAGGUCAUGGAGGUGCUGCUGGUGCUGCUGGAGGUUCUGGAGCUGCUGGAGGUGCUGCCGGUGCUGGUGGAGGCUCUCGAGCUGUUGGAGGUGCCGCUGGUGCUGGUUCGGCUAGGGGUUUUGGUGCUGUCUCUGCUGGUUCUGGGGGCGCUUCACAGCCGCGGCCGUACUUUCCUCCUCUCCUUCAGCAGGUUCUUGGCGGUCUUACGGAGCGUCGUGAGCCUGAGUCUCGUCCUGUGUCGCCUGUGUCGCGUCCUGUGUCACCUAUUCGUGCUGCGCGUACUGGUCGCCGAGAGUCCUCUCUUCCUGUCCUUGCUGACCCGGAGUCUCACUCUCUUCGUGCUGCCAGUCCUACUGUCACGCGUCUCCUGGCCACUAUUGUCACUGACCCUUCUUUUGAGUCUCCUGCUGCGUCUUCCCUAGUUGCUGAGCUUGUCGACUUUGCUGCUCACUGUCGUCUAGACUACGCUGCCAGUCUUGUUGCCGAGUCGGAGUCUGUCUGUCCUCCGUCCGUCGGGGGUGAGUGUGCUCUAUGCACGGACGUCCUUGAGGACAGACAGGAGGAACUUGAGUGUCAUGCAGUCGCUGCACCUCAUCUCGUGUCCAUGCUGAUUGCCCCUAAGGGAGACCCGGAUGCUCCAGAUAUCCCGAACCCGCGCUCGUACGCUGAGGCGAUCGCGGGAGUGAACAUCGUCAGUGGCAUGUGGAUUUUCAGGGUGAAGCAACCACCGGGUUCUCCGCCUGUCUUCAAGGCUCGUUACGUUGAUCGAGGCUUCAGUCAACAAGAGGGAGUAGAUUUCUUUCAGACCUUCUCCCCCACCCCGAAGAUGAGCACUCUUCGGGUGCUACUGCAUGUUGCUGCUCAGCGUGACUACGAGCUUCACUCUCUUGACUUCAGCCUAGCUUUCUUGCAGGGCAGCCUGCACGAGGAGAUCUAG
Messenger RNA from Closterium sp. NIES-65, 2078 nucleotides. The record is from the annotation of a GenBank genome assembly. NCBI's taxonomy places the organism in Eukaryota, Viridiplantae, Streptophyta, Zygnematophyceae, Desmidiales, Closteriaceae.